UGUAUCCGCACACACCACAUACUCGAAUAAGUUUCGCAAUAGAUAUAUCAAAAUUCUUCGUGUGGAUUCUUUCUGGAUCGGAUGCAACACUAAAUUGCCUGUGUUUUCCCGCUUUUCAAACGACGCAAAAUUCUCAGUGCAAGAAAAAAACGACCAUUUGCAGCACAACAAAUUCGCCAUCGAUAAUAACAACAAGUCGCCCGGAGGCAGUGGCUCCAAAACAUAAGGUGGAAAUUCGGACAAGCUUCUCGACGCGAUUGGAACAAAUAUCAUGUUGUUAAAAGUGCCAUCUGUGGACUGGACGGACCAAAUAAUUUACGUGGUGGACGACGACGAUUCGCUGUCAGACAUCGACGAUGAGCCAGAUUUCUCCGAAUACAUGUGGAUGGAGAACGAGGAGGAGUUUGACAAGAACGAACUCCAACGCCUGGAGGAGGAGGAGAUCAUGCAGGAGUGUUUUGAAGCAAUGAUCGAGGACGAGCUGGAAGAGCAGAUCAACGAGUGGGAAAAGGCAAAAACGGACGAACAGAACACGGCACUUUCCGCACUGCCGAAAAGCGAAUGUAAUGUGGAAAAGUCUGUCCUGAAUCCCAUGGCCGAUGAGUUUAUUCCGCGUAGUCAUAUAAUGGAUUUUCCUGCCUCAUAAAGCCUGCUCAUUCUUUUCCUGCCACGGAAUCACAAACCGCCCCGCCCCAUAACACGUGGACCUCAUACGCGAAAAUCCUAAGAUAAACUCAAGAUCCUUUGCUAAGGCUCGACUAACAAAAUCCGCUAAUGAGAUUGAGAUUGACAUCCUGACCAAGUUGAGCAGCGAGAGCAUUCGGAGGAAGAAGCUCAUGACUAUCUACUUUCUAGAUACAAGAAUGCUGGAAAAUAACGUUAAAGAUUCGAACCAACUCCAAAUGCUGGCGACCGAAAUGCAAACGAAUCAUAUUUUAAAAAACCAAAAUAAAAAACACAAUAUCACUGCAGAAAUAUUAAAAAAAUGUUCAAAAGAAGAAACCAACAAACAAAAAAAAAAACAACUACAAACUAAGAACAAACAAAUAACAAUUAACAACUAUGCCACGUACAUCACAGUACAUUGUAAUUAGAGUUAAACAAAAAAUUGUUUGCCGAGGAAUGCGGAGCCGGAGCCCCAGAAAUUUCGAAACCAAAAUGUAACCGAAAACGCAGACGCAGGCGCUUGCUGAAGCUAGUGAAAACUUUGGUAUUAACGUACAAAACGAAAACAAAUGACUUUUUACAAGCGACAAACUGAGUCGUGACUUCUAUAAACCUAGAAGAUAACAAACAAAACUAAAAUUACACCUAAAAUACGCCAAUUUCCAGCUAAAGCAACUGUAAGCAACAAACAAGACUCGAUUUGUGUUAGAAACAAAACAAGAAACGUGCAGAAUUUGUAGCCGUCAUGUCGUUUUAUUGAAAUUCUGUUCAAAGACUUUAAUUGUAGUUUAAACUGUAUUUAAUUUAACGUCCCGCCCUCUGCCUACACUCGUUUUAAGUUGACCAUUUUGUGGAAUAUACGUGUUUACUAGUUUUUUUUUUUGUAUAAUUUUGCACCAUUGUUAACUCGUUGUACGUUCUACGCCCAAGUUACAAGAAGCGCUUGUUAACUUCCCUUCUGACUCUCGCAAUACUUGUAAUUUACAAUUGUAACUUAGUGUACUAAAACGAAUUGAGAUACUAAUGUUUAAAGCCUCUUUAUACAAAAAGCAUGCAUAAAAUACCUAUGUAUAUUUAGCGUUAAUGGAGAAUACAACAGACAACAGACGAUGCAAUAACAAGUAGUCUGUAAUUUUAAGUGGAAAAAUAUUUUGAAACGUUUGCCCUGAAGCAAAUGCACAAGCCCCUAAAUAAUUUUCUGUUAACAUCGUUAAAUUUCGUUUCGGCAUGUAGACAAAGAUGAAUUUCUAUUUUUCAAUCAGCUUAGAUUUAGUGACUUAAGACAGCAUUAAAAGAUCUACUACAUUACUUACGUUACGUGUGAUAUAAAGAUACAAAAAAACCAAGCAAAAAAAUAUCAAAAAUGAUUUUAAAAAUCU
Drosophila elegans is the source of this 2045-nucleotide messenger RNA. It is a transcript of the gene Paip2, whose product is annotated as polyadenylate-binding protein-interacting protein 2. The transcript has 4 exons. The record is from RefSeq and is a predicted model, not a curated record. Gene Ontology annotation, biological process: negative regulation of translational initiation. Gene Ontology annotation, molecular function: mRNA regulatory element binding translation repressor activity. Bases 272 to 646 code for a protein of 124 amino acids. Lineage: Eukaryota; Metazoa; Arthropoda; Insecta; Diptera; Drosophilidae. Gene Ontology annotation, cellular component: cytoplasm.